AUGAUAGAUUGUGGAGGGCCACCGUGUAUGAACGGAGGUCGAAAGAGUGACUCGUGUGAAUGCGAUUGCCCUACACCAUGGAGUGGUGAAGAUUGUUCAGAAUGUGACAUUAAGUGUAUCCAUGGAACUUUAGACGAAGCGACAUGUCAAUGUACGUGUGAUGACGGGUGGAUGGGCCUAACGUGUUCAGAACCGUGUGAGAAUAAACAUCAGCUUUGUUAUCACGGAUGGUAUCCGAAUUGGUGUGACGAUGAGCACCCGUAUGUACUAGAUAACUGCCCUGCGAUGUGUGAACUAUGCAAAAUCAGCACUGGUGGUGAUACAAGACCAGGUAACUGUCGCAAGAGAUGUAAGAAUGGAGGUAGUCUUCAGGAAUCAGCUUGUGAAUGUGAAUGUCCGGAUGGAUGGUUUGGAGACGAUUGCUCAUUGGAAUGCCGGGACAAGUUCCACCACUGCCAAUGGUCCACCAGACUUUGUGACAAUCGCGAUUACGCUCGACACUAUUGCCCAGUAUCGUGUGAUUUGUGCUCACCACCACUAGACAUUACCGAGUGAUCCCGAAGCCCUCCGAAAUGAACCCGACAAGAUCCGAUGAUGGAACAACAAAUUGCCCGUAACAAUUGAGGAAUUACGAAGAAAGAUUGAUUGAUAAAGAGCUUUAAAACGAGUCUAUGUGUACGGUAUUAUGUAUAGGUGAAUCUUGUGUAGAUCUUAAAGGGACUCUGUAAUUUUUCCCGCUGUAGUUUCGUUCUUCAAAAUUAUUUAUUUCGAGUUAUUGCUCGUAAUCGUUGAAUGACUAUCUGCGAGGAACAUGCAACAAAUAUCAAAUAUAUAUUUUUAGUUAAAGGAAGACAUGUGCAUUUGGAAUCAUUAUUUGGUAACACAUAUAAUUAUGAUUUUUAUUGGCUUAACGAAUAGUAGUGCUGAUUUCCACGAUUGCAUUAUGUGCAAUCAAUCGGUUGUAAUGAUCAAUUACAAUAAGCUUUGUUUUAUCAUGGUUAUGGGGUAUUUGUGAUCAGAAAAUUCAGCAAGCCAUAGUAUUUUACAAUCAAUGGUAAAGACCGAAUUUACGUAUUUAUUCUAUUAUAUUACUUUAAACAACGACGGGCAAAUCAGUAGAUUUGUAACAAAUCAUCAGUGAGGCGUCAUAUUGGCCAUGAUUGCUUAGACUACAGUAUGUCACUAUGAUUGAUCUUUCUGUUUAAAUGUAACUAAAACAAAACAUCUUUAGCUUUACAAAAUAGUCAGAUAUUGCAACAAGGUUUCACUAUGCAUUAUUUUGUCGGAAAGGUAUAUAUUUAUGUUAGCUCACGUUGUAUUCAUAAAUCUUUUGAGAAUAUUAACUCUGUUACUUAUUUUCGUAUAAAGAGUACUUUAUUUUCGUUAUAGAAAAUCUAACGUUCUUGUGGUAGUAAGAAGUUGGCCAAAAAAGAACGGUAUUUUAGACUGGUGUGUUUUAUGUUUUGCACAACGAAAUGUUGAGAGAACUGAUAGUAAAUUACUCAUCGUCCUAUAGUAAACCUAAAUUUAACUAUUUGCCACAGACAAUAAAAUAAAAAAAAGUAACAGUAAUUUUCAAAGUAAGAAUUUAUGCCAAGAGCAAGGAACAAACGUAAUGAAAACUAUUUUUUAUGUCAGAAAAAAAAAUCGAGUUAAAUGUAUAGGUAGACCAAUAUAAUAACUUCAUUGAUCACCAUUUCAUUAAGGUCUUAAAAAUAUGAUGUGACAAUUUUUAUUGACGAUAAUAAAAAUAGGUACAUAAUGCGCUAUUGCGCUUCAUACUUUCCGCUUGUCAGCGCUUUACAUGUAAUUGUUACUUUGGUCAUUGGAUCAAUCACUGUUUCGCACAUAAAGUGCACUAUCUCAACUCCCUGGGGAGUAUCCUGGCCAGGCAACCAUUUUCUAACAGUGCAUACAUGCCAAUCUAAUCACAUAAACGUUCUUAUCCUAUGUAAUGCCCAUUUUACACCUGGAUAUAGAGAGUGACAAACGUGGAUAAGUGCCUUUUCAAAGGACAUUAGCGCCGGGUGGGAUUUGAACCCUCGAUUCUUGGUUUAAGAGUCAUGUGACUUAACCACUACACUCUAAUAACAAAUCAGUCAAAAUAACUAGUUAAUAGGGUCAGCUGUAGUUAUUUCUGGCUAGAAAAUAUGUCAGAAAUGUGACUAGACUACCAGUUACACCCAGCUGACUACUGGUCUAGUCAAUUUGACUGAUUUGUUUUAAGAGUUUACACCUCCACAUAUUUUCUCUGUAUAAUUCCAAACUUCAUUCUCUUAAUUCAUUAGAUUGAAACAGAUUGCGAACAGGGACCAAUCAAAAUUAGAUUUAGAAUUCAAUCUUAUUCGAUUGAAACUUUUGAUCCAAUUUUGGAUUGGUCCCUGACCAGAAUAUAUUAGAUACUAGAUUGACUUUCACUCUAUACGGGAUUUAUAGUAUGGAGUUGGGGCUCUUAUUGUUACAUUCAUAAAUUUAUAAUAAAGUGAGGUUAUGCAGUCUCACACAUGCCCUGAAUAUAUACUCCUUUAGCAGCCAUAUUAAAUGGAGUAAAAAUAUAAAUUUGUAAAAGCAGCAGACCGUUGUUCUAAAUAUAAUCAGAGUUGGAAAACACAGCGUUCCUUGGACUAAUCAGUCCGUUAACUUAAAUAAAUCGAAAUUUAUUUCGAACCUGUUCCACCCAUUGGAUGAAUGCCACGAAGGCAAAUUAGAUGUAACCACGAACCGGAAAAAUAAAGUAUGGUCGAUUUCCCCGAUGAAAGGUCAUAUGGAAUAACAUGAAGAUUUCAUUGGAAUGAAAAAGUUUUCGUUCGAAGGACUUGAAUUGUUAAAUACAUGUAUGUUAAAGGGUAGUUGUAAUUUAUCCAGAUCUCGGCUUGAUUUGAAUAAUCAAGGUAAUAUAUUUCGAUGUUUAAGUACUUCUUUAUUUAUUAGGAGAGUGUCGUUUGUCAUUGUUCAUCAUCGAUAGAAGAAGGCAGAAAAAGUUUGUACAAAGUUGAAAGUUUCAUAUUGAAAAAAAAAGGACCAAAAAAGAGAAGUCAAGAACUAUAUGACAAAAAAAUGAAAUGAUCCAGCUGUCGUUUGUUCACUGAUAUUUAAUUGUGGAAGUUGUGAAAUAUGUUAUUAUUUGUAACUAUAUUGUUAAAAUAUAAAAGUGUCUAUUGGGACACUUUAGAAAUACGUGAUUAAAACACCUAUACUCCAAUUUUGAGACUUAUGUUAUGGAGUAGAGACAGAAAAUGUGUACAAGUCUAAACCUAUUUCUCGGUCUAUUCUCUCCUGAAUGUUAGAAGCUAUUUAAAAAUGUAAACAAGUACCAUGUAAAUUUUUGUAACAAAUUAUUUUAUUGUGUGUAUAGAAUGUGUUGGCGAUAUUAUAGCACCUCUGUCCAUAUAGGAGGAAGAGAGGACAUGGUGUGUAUUCUACCUGUAUAGCGAUCGAUGAUAUUUUAUGUGUGUACAGUGAAUAAAAUGUGAAAUGUUAUGAACAUCAAAA
Molecule: messenger RNA, 3492 nt
Organism: Lytechinus pictus (painted urchin)
Lineage: Eukaryota; Metazoa; Echinodermata; Echinoidea; Temnopleuroida; Toxopneustidae
Product: scavenger receptor class F member 1-like
Exons: 6
Coding region: 1-555 (184 amino acids)
Source: RefSeq, a predicted model, not a curated record